AUGGCUGAAGACGACGUUCCUGCCGCGGAUAACGAUUCUGUCGGAUCCGAAUCCUUUGAACCCCUCGAACCAACACUACAAAAUGUAAUCGAUCAGACUUCACUGCAUUGGAUCUUUGUUGGUGGAAAGGGUGGUGUUGGUAAAACCACAACAUCGUGUUCACUUGCCGUACAAUUGGCCAAAUCACGAGAGUCAGUGUUACUCAUUUCGACUGACCCUGCCCACAAUUUGAGUGAUGCUUUCGGGCAGAAAUUCAGUAAAGAAGCUACUCUAGUAAAUGGAUUUACUAAUCUUUCUGCUAUGGAAAUCGACCCAACCUCGUCUAUUCAGGAAAUGCUUGCUCAAUCUGAUCAGUCUGGUGCUAUGGGAUCAAUGAUGCAAGAUCUUGCGUUUGCGAUCCCAGGUGUAGAUGAAGCCAUGGGAUUUGCUGAAGUCAUGAAACAAGUACAAACUAUGGAAUACUCUGUGAUUAUAUUCGAUACGGCUCCAACUGGCCAUACGUUACGGUUCUUGAGUUUUCCAAAUGUUUUAGAAAAGGCUUUGGAUAAGUUGUCAACUUUGAGCGGACGAUUUGGUCCCAUGUUCCAGCAAGUUUCUGGGAUGAUGGGAUUGAAUGCCAAUCAAGAAGAUCUUACUGUAAAACUUCAAGGCAUGCGAGCGAUCAUCACAGAAGUUAACAAGCAAUUCAAGGAUCCGGACAAGACUACAUUUAUUUGUGUUUGCAUAUCCGAGUUUUUGUCUCUCUACGAAACGGAGCGCAUGAUUCAAGAGUUGACUACUUACGAGAUCGAUACACACAAUAUCGUAGUGAACCAAUUGCUCUUUCCACGAAAAGGCUCCAACUGCGAACACUGUUUAGUUCGACAUAAAAUGCAACAGAAAUAUCUAGAGCAAAUCUACGAGCUCUAUGACGACUUCCAUAUUGUAUUAAUGCCAUUGCUUACGAAAGAAAUACGAGGCACACGGGAUAUUAACGAAUUUUCCGAGAUGCUUGUUAAGCCAUUUGUGCCGCCUGUUUAUCGAGAGGAAGAUGAAAAACAAUCGGAGAACUCUUAA
This is a messenger RNA of Paraglomus occultum, 1056 nucleotides long. The record is from the annotation of a GenBank genome assembly. Lineage: Eukaryota; Fungi; Glomeromycota; Glomeromycetes; Paraglomerales; Paraglomeraceae.